UACACAAUCCAUUCAUUCAUUGAAUUUCUACUGGAAUGUUAUUGGACAUGAAUGUUCUGAACAGAAAAUAGAAAUAAAACAUGGGUGACACAGAGGAUCCGGUGGAACAGAUGUUGAAACAAACUGGUUGCAUAGACCUUCAUUAUAAAGUGCAGGAGUGCAUCGCCGAAACCGGUGACUGGCGCAAGUGUCAAAACGUGGUGAAGGAGUUCAAAACUUGUAUGCAAGUCUACACUGAAAAGCAGCGACAGAAAUACGAAUAAUAGCUAAUCAGUUGCAAUGGGUUU
Messenger RNA from Toxorhynchites rutilus septentrionalis, 287 nucleotides. RefSeq names its product cytochrome c oxidase assembly factor 4 homolog, mitochondrial. The transcript is spliced from 2 exons. Gene Ontology annotation, biological process: mitochondrial respiratory chain complex IV assembly. The record is from RefSeq and is a predicted model, not a curated record. Lineage: Eukaryota; Metazoa; Arthropoda; Insecta; Diptera; Culicidae. Gene Ontology annotation, cellular component: mitochondrial intermembrane space. The coding region runs from base 81 to 263 and encodes 60 amino acids.